Molecule: messenger RNA, 3965 nt
Organism: Daucus carota subsp. sativus
Lineage: Eukaryota; Viridiplantae; Streptophyta; Magnoliopsida; Apiales; Apiaceae
Product: pentatricopeptide repeat-containing protein At1g63130, mitochondrial
Exons: 4
Coding region: 616-3051 (811 amino acids)
Molecular function (GO): protein binding
Source: RefSeq, a predicted model, not a curated record
GUCACAGCGGCAUGGGCAUGCCAUACUAGGCAUGCCUAGGCAUGCCUUUUGUCCAUUUGGCAUGCUUUUUUACUAAUUUUUUAUAUAAAUAAUAAAAUUUAUAUAAAUAUUAUAUCUUAUAAAUAUUAAAAAUUUUAAAUAUAAUCCAACUCCAUAGUUAAAUAUUAGAUAAACUAUUAAUAUAAGUUAGUACUGUACUAAGUUCUGUUCUUAAUAUUUACUAAAUUUUGUUAUAUUUGUAAGUGCACUUUAGUAUCAAUCCUGUAAUGAUGCAGUAGUUUUUGCUAUAUUUAAUGGAAAAUGGCAUGCCAUUUGGGCAUGCUUUUUUGUAAAAUACAUGCCUAUAGGCAUGCCAGUGAAAACUGCCGUCACAUGUACCCUAACCAACACACACUACCCUUUCUGCAAAACCCUGAUCGGCAAACUACUUACUUAUGAUCACACACAUGAUUGAAAUUUUUUGGGGAAGAGUUUGAGGAUUAUAUUAUAAUAUUAUAUAGUUUAUUUGUGCAAAUCUCAAAAAGAUUGCAACUUUUUCUUCAUUGGUGUGUGCUUGUUGAUCAUAUAUUGCUUUUACAGCUUUUUCUCAAAAACCUACAAAUGCUUUAAGAAAAUAUGAUGUUUUUUCAAUUUCGAAGAUUUGGGUUUUUUAAGAUUUUUAGUAUAGACUUGAAAAAUACUAAAUUUGCUUCAAGGGUAUGUGAUUGUUUCCCAGAAAUUGAUGGUUUAGUUCAAGUUUCAAGCUUUUAUCUGAACUGGGUGUUCCGAUUUCCGGGGUUUUAUGGUGAAGAUUGUUGUGAUAGAGUGAGUUUUGCUGCUGCUUCUUCGGCGGUGUUGGUUGAUGAUAAUGUGUUUGACUGUAUGCCUGUUAGAGGAAGCUUCGUAGGGAAAAUAUUGAGUGAUGAUAAUGUGGUUGAUUCUAGGCUUGGUGGCGGUGAUGAUGUGUUAGGAGAGAUAGUUGUUCCGGGGAAACGGGUGAUUAGGCCUGGAGGUUUGAAGUUAUUUGUCAUGGUUAGUAGAGUUAUUAAAACUUUGAGUUGGCAUGCAGCGAGACGUGUUAUUUUUGAGAAGGCUGUUGAGAAAUAUGGUUUUACGAAAUCAAUUGAUAGCUUUAGGAUAAUUGUACAUGUUUAUGCUGUCGCACAUAUGGAAAGCGAGGUUUCUGCAUUGCUUAGAGAUAUUCUUGAGUACUACCAGAGCUCUAAUCGUGAUUUGUUCAGUUUGUACACCGAUAUAGUGGCUUCAUGUAGCACAACUUCAAGCUCAGAUAUUUUGGUUGAUACACUUAUGAAGGUUGUUGCUUCAAAUAAGAUGCUUGAUCAUGCAAUCAAUGUCUUUGUGCAGAGUAAGAUGCUGGGUGUUACACCAAGCAUUAAAUCUUGCAAUUUCCUGUUGAAGUGUUUGGGAGAGGCAAACAAAGGAGAAAAUCUGCUGAAUAUGUUUGACAAAAUACAGAAGUUUGGACCUGCACCUAAUGCCUAUACCUAUACCAUUGUACUGAAUUUUUACUGUAAAGGACAAGCAGUAGAUAUUGGGAAAGCCAUUUGUAUUUUUAAAGAAAUGGAGAAGAAAGGAGUUGAACCGACUGUUGUGACAUACAGCACAUUAAUAUCGGGACUAUGUGAAGCUGGACGUCUGGAAGAUGCAAUAGAAUUUAUCAACGAUAUGAGAUGUACAAAACAGCCUCUCAAUAGUUACUGCUAUAAUCAUGUUAUGCGUGGGUUUUGCCUGAAAGGUGAACCUCAUGAAGCUUUGAGUAUUUUGGAAGACAUGAAGAGCUAUGGAGUUGCACCAGAUAUGUAUAGUUAUGGCGUUUUAAUAAAUGGGUUCUGCAGAAUCGGAAAUCUUGAAAAAGGUCUUGAUUUGAUUGCGGAAAUGGAAUCUAAUAACCUUAAGCCUUCGCUUGCCUGCUACGGUCCACUGCUGAAAGGUAUUAGUGACGAUGGACUGAUUGACAUUUCACUGGAUGUGUAUAACAACCUUAAAAAUUUUGGUUACCAAUGUGACCAGCAUGUUUAUAAUAUCAUGAUUCGUGGAUGUUGUUUGCAGGCUGAUUUUAAAUCUGCCUGUCAAAUUUUAGAGGAGAUGAUCAGCAAUACUACAACUCCUGAUGCUUUAAACUGUAGAAAUCUCAUUCCUUGUUUUAGUAAGAUGGGUUUUGUGGAUAAAGCCAGAGAGUAUUACAAUAUUUUGUUAGAAAGGGAUAUUUUACCAGAUUUGCGGUCGUGCAAUUCUAUAGUUCAAGCAUACUGUUAUCAAGGGCGUGUUGGAGAAGCUUUGCAGUUUAUGGGAGAGAUGUGUGAAUGUGGCAUUGCUCCGAAUUGUUAUACCUACAAUGCAGUCAUUAACAGGCUUUGCAAAGAAGGACAUCCGAAAAGAGCGUUGGAGCUUUUCCCUGUGAUGCUAAAGGUGAAUGUUUAUCCUAAUGUUCAAAUCUAUAGUACCCUUUUGGAUGGUUUCACUAAACAGAAAAAUUUUAAAAAACCUUUUGCGCUAUAUGCAAAAAUGUUAAUAGCUGGCGUUACUCCUGACAGAAUUACAUAUACAAUUCUAAUCAACGCAUUCUGUCAGAGGCAGAAAAUGCACAAAGCCUGUAUUUUGAUGAAUGAAAUGAUGAGAAAAGGUUUCAUUCCGGAUCUUAAGUCUUACACAUCAGUUAUAUCUGGGUUUUGCAAAACUGGAAACAUGAAGAAGGCAUGGGAAGUGUAUAAUAAAAUGCUACAAAGAGGUAUCUUGCCUUCUGUUGUUACUUAUACAUGUCUAAUUCAAGGAUAUUGCAAGGUGAACCGUAUGGAUAUUGUCGGCCUGUUGCUAGAUGAAAUGAGGGAAAAGAAUAUCUCCCUUGAUACAAUCACUUAUCGUAUUCUAAUUUCUGCCCACCGUAGGUUGGGACAUCUGGAUAGAGCUUAUGAGUUGUUCAGUGAAAUGGGGAAGGAGGGUGUCCUCCCAGACUUUAGUAUCUAUAAGAUGCUCGACUUAGAUACAUAUAAUGUGGUUAGCAAAUGUGAGACGGAUAAUGAAUUUGUUAACAAUGACCAGGUAUGCAAGUGAACCAUUUUCCCUUUAUAUGCUGGGAAUAUGUGUUUUUCAUUCCAAGUGAUGUGUAUGCUUUAUACUUUCCUACUGACCAGAUUGCAUAUAAAUGCAUCGUCUUCAACACGUAUCAGUUCCUCUACACAUCUAUUAAAAUUAUAAAGCCUACUGCAUAAAUGGGUAUGAAAAGGCUUUGUCCCUCUGUAUUCUGUGUACAUUCAGUACAUUGCCACUCUAUACAAGCGUAUUAUACCGUAUAAACACGUGGCUAUCUCUAAGACACACAAUCUGUCAUGUAUGUACACAGCUCAUGUACACACAGCAGUACCUCCUUCCAAUAUUCAAAAUCACUGUGCCCUAACCUCUCCCGCCUCAGAUCCAAUUUUUGUCGCCCCCUUUUCACGAGAUUAGAUCCAAUUAUUUGGGAGCUGUUUUUCAUUUUCUUCUUCUCCGACUAUCUGUUCUAUGGAAGAGUUUAAUGAUGUUCGGCUUCCAGACAAAGAUCCUCUCUUAAAUUCCUCCUCGCCUAACAACUGCUCCCCGUUUAAUGUCUUUGAUUAUGAUACAUGGUUGAGGAGGGAGCGGAUUAGAAACCACGAAUCAACUUUUGGAGAUGCCCAGUUUGAUUAUGAUACAUGGUUGAGGAGGGAGCGGAUUAGAAACCACGAAUCAACUUUUGGAGAUACCCAGUGUACAUGUUUUUAUCUUUGUUUCAUUUUUUGUGAAUUUGUUUCAUAAAAUGUGUUCUUCUUUUUAUUGUGAAUUUCUUAGAUAAAAUGUGUUCUUUUCAUCAGUGUAAAUGUGUUAGAUAAAAUGUUUUCCGAGGUUAUGCUUCUAAACAAUGUUGCCUUCAGUUUCACACAUUGAUCAUCUUGGUCCAGCGGAACAAAGCAGCCCGAAAAUGUGUUGGGUGACAAAGUACCCCCAAAAAA